This is a messenger RNA of Portunus trituberculatus (swimming crab), 407 nucleotides long. Its product is annotated as barrier-to-autointegration factor-like. The record is from RefSeq and is a predicted model, not a curated record. Lineage: Eukaryota; Metazoa; Arthropoda; Malacostraca; Decapoda; Portunidae. Gene Ontology annotation, molecular function: DNA binding.
AUGACAACAACAUCACAGAAACACACCUUAUUUGUAGCAGAACCAAUGGGAGACAAGCCUGUCACAGAGUUAGCUGGUAUAGGAGUGUUGGGCAAGCGGCUGGAGAACAGAGGAUUUGACAAAGCUUAUGUGGUCUUGGGUCAGUUCCUGGUACUUAAGAAGAACAGGGAGUUGUUUUUAGAGUGGCUUUCUGACAUGGUAGCUGCUAACUCCAACCAGGCAUCUGAGUGUUACCAGUGUCUAGCUGAUUGGUGCAGUGAGUUCCUGUAGACUUGUUGCCUCAGCUAAGGUGAAGUCCAGCCAUCUUAUCUUUAGCUAUGGCUCUCAGAAACCAUUCAGCAGUGACUGUUGACUCUACAGACUCUGAUCAGAACCGUCUAUUACCAGAACACAGUCCUACGUCUCAC